CCCGAUUCCCAUUCCCCCAUCAUCCUCAUCUCCUUCUCUCUUCUUCUUCUCUUCCUCCUGUUGCUAGUAUUGCUAUAAUUAUGCGGUCCUCCUGGCGCCGCCCCCCCGCGGCUGCGCCGUUACCCGAUGACCGAAUCUUGACCGCCGGCCCCCUCCCGGAUGACCUAAUCUUGGCCUGAAACGCCGUCGCCCUUCCCUCUUCAUGGCGUCGCCGUCCGAAUCCGAUCGGAAGAUCAUCACCAGGUUCCUCCACAAAACCCUCCACGCCGUCGUCGCCUCCCGCGUCCCCCGCCUCCACCACGCCGCCGCCGCCGGCCCCGCCUCCCCCAAAAACGACCGGUGGUUCCACCUCGCCCUCGAUGACCACCCCUCUCCCGCCGAUCACCAUGGCGCCGUCGUGGACCCCUUGGUCUUCGACAUCCUCCUCACCCGGCGCGGCUGCUCCGAUGUCAUCGUCGAGCGCUGGACAGCUCGGUGCGUCCCCCCGGUCCCCUGGUCCGCCGCGUCCCCGCACCACCCCCACGAUGGCUCGUUCCUCCGCAGGACCUAUAAGAAGUGCACAAUUCUGCUCAGAUCCAUCUACACGCUGCUCCGGCUCCUCCCGGUGCACCGGAUCUUCCGCCUGCUGUGCUCCUCCAGUCAACCUUACAACUAUGACCUCUGCCACAAGGUCUUAUCCUUUGCGGCGCCCUUCUCCAGGGCGCAAGAGGCGGAGUUGAAACAAUACAGCUUCGCGCCGGUGGAAACCAUGUUAGGCCACCUCGUCGUGUCGGUGCAGUACCGGCCGAGCCUCACCAACUUCAAUCUAGAGGUCUCCUUGCCGACACCGCCGCUGAUCAUCACGGAUUACGUCGGUAGCCCGGCUGCCGAUCCCAUGAGACCUUUCCCUUCUUCCCUGCCCGAUCGGAUGUCCCACCCGAUCGUGUAUCAGUACCCGCCGAGAGGCAUCCGGACGUUGGCGGCUCCAUCAUUCGACCGCCCGCAUAGCUGGAACAGUGCGUCGAUGGUGCACCAUCAUCUGAGCUCGGCUCCUGGGCCUCCGGAUUCUGAACUACUGCCUGGGCAUUAUGGGCAUCUGGUGCCAAACCAGCGGUCAUCGAUGGAGAGGAAGGGAAGUUCAGGUUUUGGCGAGUUUAAGCUCUCCCCACCGUGCUCGACGUCGCCCUCCCCUUCUCCUCCAACACGUGUUGGUAAUUCCCAGCUGUCUAGACUGCAUUCGGAGACAUCACCAGUGAGCAUACCAUUGCCAGCGACAGAGAACAACCAGAUGCACCGCAGUCCCAACUUCUCAGAUCCAUUCAAGAGCCUUUUCCCUCCUCCAUCUCCAAGGAGCACAAGGACGGAUCUCUCUUUUCGGGAGUCUCCUUCUAAGAGUAUAUCCUUCAGAAAACCUGACGGGUUUAGCCUAGGAGAUAUCCACUCAAACUUGCAUAUGCAUGCUGCUUAUAAGGUAAUCAAGGAUGGUCGGGAUGAUUCUGGAAGGUUCUCUGCUUUGUCUUCUGGUGGCUCGCCUGGGUAUGGUUUUUCAAGUUCAAGCCGACAGUCAAUUCAGGAUGAUCUUGAUGAUGAAGAUUUCUCUUAUCCGUUUGCUUUUGACGAUGUUGACACAUCAGAUUCUCAAACAAGGAGUCUUGAUGGUAAGGAAGCAUCAGAAAAUUCUGGUUCUCAUAAAUCACAAGAGGCAGCUGUUGGCAUUCUCGUCCACAUGUUGAAAACCGCAGCACCACUGCGCCAAGAUCAGAGUUGCUCGAUGCAGUCUUUGGAACCAAAUGGAGAAGCUAGCAUUAGCAGUUCUGUGAUGUCGAGGAAAGCAUGUGAUGCGUUGGAGGAGCUCCAAAGCUACAAGGAGAUGAAAAACUUGCUACUUUCUAAGAGUGGAGCUAAAUUACAGGACUCUGUAAAACAAAGAAAAGAGAGUAGUGAAGCCUUAUCCUAAACUAAGAUCGAUAGACAAACAGUUGCUGAUCAUACAUAGGUGCAAAGUUGCAGGCACAGUGAUCAUCAUCAGAGGCUCCAACCUUGUACAUAACAGUCGAGUCUCGGUUGCCUUGCCUUCUUAAUGGAAUCACAGGCUUGCAUCAGAUAUCUCCUAGAGACUCUUCCUUCCUCUCACAUAACAGAAGAUUAUUCUCUAUCUGUAAAUAGACCGUCUCAUGCCGAAUGGUAUGUGUUCAUUUGUGUAACUUAAAAAAACUUCCAGUUUGUCAUCACCAUCAUACCUACCUAACCCAGCGAGCAUACUUGCUUCAUAAUGUUCCCGUUGCUGAAACUUGUGGCAGGAAGUGUGUAUGUGUGUGUGUGUUAUAUAUUAUAGCAAACCGUAUGAUUGCUUGAGAAUAC
This is a messenger RNA of Musa acuminata subsp. malaccensis (wild Malaysian banana), 2340 nucleotides long. Its product is annotated as autophagy-related protein 13a. The record is from RefSeq and is a predicted model, not a curated record. Lineage: Eukaryota; Viridiplantae; Streptophyta; Magnoliopsida; Zingiberales; Musaceae. Gene Ontology annotation, biological process: autophagosome assembly; mitophagy; piecemeal microautophagy of the nucleus. Gene Ontology annotation, cellular component: phagophore assembly site; cytosol; Atg1/ULK1 kinase complex.